UAUGUUUAACAGAACCGGAAGUCAAGGUGACCAAUCCUAAUUUAGUGUUGGAAGGAUUUCAAAAAUCCUGGAGACAGCAUCAGUGGAUAAUUGCAUGUACUGUUUAAACAAGAAGCCUGAAAAUUGUCUACUCUGGUUGCCGUAGGCUUAAACUAAGUAGGAAGCUGAAAAAUGGGUGAUGAUUCAGAAUGGAUGAAGCUUCCUACAGAGGAAAAGUGCAACCACAAGCUGUGGAAGGCUCGUUUAGCUGGAUAUGAAGAACUUAUAAAGACCUUAGGUGGCUUGGACAAUGACAAGAGUCCUGAGUUUACAAAGUGCUCAGGUAUGAUGAAAAAAAUUGUAUCUGACAACAAUGCUGUUGCCCAAGAAAAAGGGUUGGAUGUGGUCAUUGCAUUUUUGGAGAAUGCAUCAACACAGAUUGGUGCCAGAACUAUUGGUGAGGUGGUCAGUGGAGUUGUGGCUAAAUGCCUGAGUGCUACCAAGCAGAAGACUAAGGAAAAAGGAAUGGAGAUCAUCAUGCUUUACUUUGAGCUGGACAAACCAGAUGCUGUACAGGAAUGCUUGAUGGCUGGCCUAGAAAACAAAAACCCAAAGGUUGUUAUUGGUUGUGUGCAAUGCCUGACAAGUGCACUGCGAGAUUUUGGCACCAAGGUGAUUCAAGUCAAACCAUUGUUGAAGUUUCUUCCUAAGCUACUGGAAGAUCGUGAUAAAAAUGUCAGGGAUGAAACUAAAGCAUUGGUCAUUGAACUGUACCGCUGGAUUGGGGCUGCUCUCAAACCACAGAUGUCCAACUUCAAACCUAUUCAAGUGCAAGAACUUGAAGAGGAGUUUGAAAAACUUGCUGGGCCAAAGCCUGUGCAAACACGAUUUAUGCGCUCACAGCAGGACCUGAAAGCAAAGAUGGAGGAACAGGCUGCCACUGCAGCAAGUGGUGGGGAUGGAGGAGAGGAAGAAGAGGGUGAGGCAGAUGACGUGGAUCCCUAUGAGCUAAUGGAAUCCGUGGAUAUUCUCGCAAAGAUUCCUAAAGACUUUAGCGACAAAAUCGAAGCCAAGAAAUGGCAGGAACGGCGUGAGGCUUUGGAAGCAUUACAAAAGCUUGUGGAAGCCCCUAGGAUUGAGAAUGGCAAUUUUGGUACCCUGGUCAGCACUCUUCUGAAGGUUAUUGGAAAAGACAGCAAUGUAAUGCUUGUCAGCUUAGCAGGAAACUGUCUUACAAGCCUUGCUAAAGGACUCCGGAAAAACUUCGUAACUUAUGGACCAAAUUGCAUGGGAGUCAUUCUUGAGAAGUUUAAGGAGAAGAAGCAGAAUGUGGUUCAAGCUUUAAGAGAAGCCAGUGAUGCCAUCUUUGCUUCAGGGAUCAGUCUGGAGUCAAUCAUGGAAGAGACAGUUGCUGCACUUGAUAACAAAAACCCAAGUGUCAAGGCUGAAACUGCCCUAUUCUUGAGUCGAUGCUUUGCCAGAUGCACACAGACUACCUUACCAAAGAAGAUGCUAAAGGCCUACUGUGUACCUUUGUUGAAAACAGUGAAUGACACAGAUCCACAGGUGAGAGAAGCAUCCUUUGAAGCCCUUGGUGUUGCUAUGAAGGUUGUAACAGAGAAGCAUAUCAUGCCUUUCCUUGCAGAUGUGGAUGCUCUCAAGAUGCAGAAGAUCCAAGAGCGGUGCCAGAGUGCUGUGCUGCUCAAUGCCAAAGGAGAACCACGUGCAGGAGGGGGAGGGGGUGGAGAGGGGGCCCCACCCAAAAAGAAUGAGCCAAAGCCAGUCUCAAAACCUCCCCCCAAGUCAGCUCCAACAGAAUCAGCUUCUGCACCAGUAGUGGCAAAGCCUGCCAAGAAGCCAGUCACUAAAAAGCCUGGUAGUGCAGCAACAAGUGGUGCUGGUGGUGCUGGGAAAAAGGGUGGCAAACCUAAAGGCAAAGAGAAGGGUGCAGGAAAGGCUGAUGUGGCCUCUGAACCUUUGCUUUCGGAUGAGGCAGUUGAUGAAAAGGCAGGUGCUGUUUUACCUAGCGAUUUGUUGACUGGCUUGGAAAGUGGGAAUUGGAAGGAGCGCAUGGCAGCAAUGGAGAAAUUCAUAGAGGUUACAAAAGGGAUGAGCAAAGAAGAAAUCCCUUGUCAGGUGUUUGUAAGAGUUCUAAAGAAGAAACCUGGGCUGAAGGAAACAAACUUCCAGGUGCUAAAGCUGAAAUUGGAUUUGCUGGCACACUUGGGACAGAAUUCUCGGUUCUCUCGCCAGUCUGCAGACCUGGUGCUCAGUGAAAUAAUUGACAAAGUUGGGGAUGUCAAAAAUGGAGCUGCUGCCCAGGAAGCUCUCAGCUGCAUCAGUGAAGCUUGUGGCUUAGAGUUUGUGUCAGAGCAGGCUCUAGCACUGGCGUUUGAACAGAAGAAUCCCAAAAAUCAGUCAGAAACUCUCAACUGGCUGGCCCAGGCUAUUAAAGAGUUUGGUCUCAAGGUCCCAAUCAAGCCAGUCAUAGCUGCUGUUAACAAGGCUCUUGCUGCAACGAAUCCAGCUGUUCGCACUGCUGGUAUCACUUUGCUUGGUACCAUGUAUAUGUACAUGGGGGCCAAAUUGAGAGUUUUCUUUGAAGAGGAGAAGCCUGCUUUGCUGCAGCAGAUUGAUGCAGAGUUUGAGAAGGUGAAAGGUGAGAAGCCACCACCAGCAACACGAGGAUUGGUUGCCUCUGAGGGGGGUGACGAGGAAGAAGGAGGAGGUGGAGAGGAAGGAGAGGGAGAGGAAGGAGAAUUGCAAGAUCUCGUCCCUCGCACAGAUAUCAGUGAUAGAAUCACAGAAGAGCUGAUCACAAUGAUGACUGACAAGAACUGGAAAGUAAGAAAUGAGGCACUGCAGAAAGUGACUGAAAUUCUGAAAGAGGCCAAAUUCAUCACAGCAAAUCUAGGAGAACUACCUGAAGCACUCAAAGCACGUCUGAGUGAAUCCAACAAGAAUUUGCAAAUGACCACCAUUACUAUCUGCUCCACACUGGCCACAGCCAUGGGUACCCAUUGCAAGCAGCAUGUCCGCGUUAUUGGACCUGGUCUCAUCUCCUGCCUCACAGAUAGCAAACCGCAGCUGAGAGCAGCGGUUGUUGCAGCCCUGAACUUGUGGGUGGAACAGGCAACUCUUGUACCGUUUGUGGAAUGUGAGGCUCUUGUUGAUGGUCUCAAAACAGAAAAUCCAAACCUGCGUGCUGAGCUACUGGGAUGGCUGUCAGAGAAGCUUCCAGCACACAAAACCUUGCCAGUAGAAUUCAAAGAUUGUGUUCCUUUCCUACUCACUUGCUUAGAAGACCGUAGUGGUGAUGUGCGCAAAAAGGCUCAGGAUGCCAUCAUCCCCUUUAUGAUACAUGUUGGUUACAACAACUUUGUGAAAGCAGUUGGCAAGUUGAAGCCAGCUUCAAAGGAUCAAGUGAUGCCUCUGCUGGAGAAAGCCAAAGGAGAGCUGCCUGCCAAAGCUCCACCACCCGCCAAGAAAAAGGCACCUACAGCAGCUCCAUCUCGCCCAGUUGUCAGCGAUGAUGUUGAUGAGGAAGAUGAGGAAGAGAGACAGGCUGCCCCAGCUGCCAGGCAAGAAUCUAAGAAUGAAAAGGCUGAUUCCAAGUCCAAAACGCAAAGCAAAGCUACUAAAGCCGUCAAGUCAGCCCCUGCAGCCUCCAGCAACAAGAAGAAGGAGGAAGAGGAUGUUGGCCCUCCCAUGACGCUUGCUGUUUCCAAAGAACAGAGAGUGAAGGAUGAGAAGGCCAUGAAGGUUCUGAAGUGGAACUUUGUUGAACUGCGAGCAGAAUUUGUGGACCAGCUGAAGAGUCAGAUGGAGAAGAAUUUUAGUCCUAGUCUUAUGGGACAGCUGUUUCAUUCAGACUUCAAAUUCCACAUUAAAGCCAUUGAGCAGCUUAUAGCUUGUCUUGACAGUCUUGAAAAUGAGACGGUUGGCAACGUUGACCUGAUUCUCAAGUGGUGUACUAUUCGCUUUUAUGAUACAAAUCCAUCAAUGAUCAACAAAGCCAUGGAUUAUCUCCAGCAACUCUUCUUGCACUUGGCUGACCUUGACUACCACCUAAGUGACCUCGAGGCAUCCUCUUUUAUUCCCUACCUGGUUCUAAAGGUUGGAGAUGCUAAAGACAAUGUCCGAAAAGAUGUGCGCAACAUCUUUAAGCUCAUUUGCAAAGUGUACCCAGCCAGCAAGAUGUUUACUUAUCUUCUAGAUGGCCUUAAGUGUAAAGUUGCCAAGCAACGUGCAGAGUGCUUGGAAGAGCUUGCAUGCUUGGUAGAGAUCUAUGGAGUUAACAUUUGCCAACCAUCACCAGCACAAGCUCUGAAAGUGAUUGCUGCUCAGAUUGGUGAUCGGGACACAGGUGUUAGAAAUGCAGCCCUCAAUACCAUAGUGUCAGCCUACAUGAUCCUUGGGGAUGGGGUCUACAAAUUCAUAGGAAAUCUGAAAGAAAAGGAACAAAGUCUUCUGGAUGAACGGAUCAAACGCAGCAUGAAGAGCAAACCAGUCAAACCCAUUGUGGAGGAGAGGCCACGUACUGCACCAGCUCCACCCCCUAGCAAGCCAGUCACACAACAAACCAUCCCAAGACCAGCAUCAACCAUCCCAAAGUCAUCCUCCUCAAAUUCAAUCCGCAAGGAGUUUGCGCUGGAUGUAGACACAGAGCCUAUUUCAGAUAAUCUGGGAAUGCCACAGUUAAUACAGCAUGACUUAGAUCACCUGUACGAGCCUAUUAAACUGCCAAAAAUCAGAGCCCGACCUCCUUCUCCGCUGAUGAAACAUUUGUCAUCUUCAGAAGCCACAACAGCUAUUGGCUAUGUAAUCUCUCAGGUUACAAGCCCAGACAUUACAACUAGCAUCCAGGCCUUGGCACAGAUUGACGAGGUUCUGAAGGAGGAGGAGCGGGCAGAGGUGCUGGCAGGUCACCUGGACAAGCUUUUGCUGAUGCUGAGCAUGCAGUUCCGCAUGGCACACUCCACUUUCAUGGGCGACCCUGAAACCCCUCGUGAUGAGGUGGUCAGGCUAUAUCGGUGUCUUCUCAGCACGGUGCUGCAGAUAUUCCAGCUGAGUAAUCUUGGCUCCAAGGCAUCUAAAGAUGUUCUUCGUGAUUUGAUGACAAGCCUCAUCACUGUUCUUCUUGACAACCGCCUGAUGGAGCUUGAGGAUGGACCGUUGGUGGUUCGUUCUGUAAACAUCACUGUGGUCAGAAUUGUUGAGAGGGCAGACAGCACAAGUAUCAUGGGGGCUCUGAUCAGAUUAUUACAAGAUUGUGUUGGGAGUGAGACAUGUUCAGCUAAAUUCCUGGAAAUCGUCAUGAAGUGUUUGUGGAAGAUGGUGAGAAUGUUACCUAACAUCACCAAUGAGCUCAACAUUGACCGCAUCUUACUGGAUGCCCAUAACUUCAUGCGAGCUUUUCCAUCGCAUACUUGGAAGGAACGGCGCAAUGAUCAUCCACUGCGGACCAUAAAGACAGUCCUGCAUUCUUUAGCUAAACAGAAGGGUAACAAGAUACUCAGCCAUACAGGUCUCAUUGACUCAGGCGAGAACUCUGAAGUAGAGGCAUACCUGCACAAAGUUCUGAAAGAUGGAGUUGCUGGAAAUAAUGCUCGUAAUGAGGAGGUCACUGCAGAUAGUUCCAGGGGAUCAUCUUCAAAGUCCAAGCGUCUGUCAAAGAGCACACAUGACAUGCUGGCAGAGAUUUUCAAGAAGAUUGGCUCAAAAGAAAACACAAAAGAGGGUCUGAAUGAUUUGUAUGACUUCAAGAAGAAGUAUCCUGAUGCUGAUUUGGAACCCUUCCUUAAGAAAUCCUCACAGUUCUUUCAGAACUACAUCGAACGUGGGCUUAAAAACAUCGAACAGGAGCGUGAAGGAAAGAAACCGGAAGCUUUUGAUGUGAUAUCUGUUGUCAAACCUCUGUCGGAAACUGCAUCCAAUGGAGAGAUGAUAGGAGCAGACUACUACAUGCAGCGGCUCAGUGCCAUACGAGCCCGCUGUGGCCUAGACGCCAUUGAGAAUCGGGCAGAAAAGUCAAGUCCAGUCUCAAAGUCUUCCCAUUCAUCGUCGGAACAGGAUCUUGAAAAUAUUGCAAGCACAUCAGAAUCUGAGCCGGAGAUUCGAAUUCCCAACAGUACAUUGCAAACCACUGCAUCUUCCACGUCACAAGGUUCAUCAGUGGACAUCACAGAACUGAAAAUGCGCUUGGAGCGGAUAAAAAAAAUGGCAACCACUUGAUAGGAAUAACAACUGCACCAGUCUUAGCUAGCAUUCCUGUUGUUUACUCGGUUUGAGGAUGUCUGAACAAUUUUUUUUUUCUUCCUCUGCAGGCUUUUUUUCACUAAGCUUGCAUCUGUACACCUAGUAUUUCUUGUGACACUAGAAUAUAUGUACAGUAAUUUAUUUUGGGUUUUUAUCAUUAUUUUUUUUGUGUGAGCAUGCCUGUUGCCCACUCCACAGAUAUGAUUGGUUUUUAUUAAUUACUGGAACAAAUGGUGUAAACAAGGGAGGAAACAGGAUAUGUUUGGCAUGCUUUCUGAUCUUCAGGGAUUUGCAUACUUUGAUGUAGAAUUGUGUACGUGCAGCUUUAUUGAUAGCUCUUGCCAUGGUUAAUUAGUGAACCUAUUUCAUGCAGAGACAUGAGACAGAAGCAGUCGAGUUUUAAUCUGCAUGUAGACGCUACCAGCUUUUAUUUUUUUGUACAGGAAGAGGUGCAUUUUGGUAGCCAUAGGUUUGUGUGCUACAAUACUGUUGAUAUGUCAUGUUUUGAUAAUCAACUAGUGUGUGUAAGCUUGUCUGAAAGUACUGUGGUGCAUCUCAACAUGCAGUGAGUUGGUGGAUGUAGAUGCUCGGGAAGCAUUUUACCUUGAAACAUUUCACGAAAUAAACCAGCAAAACGUUUGCUUGCUUUCUCACUCUUUCUGUACCCCUUGUCUAAUCUCCAGGAUGUUUUCCUCCUCAUCUAAGGAUGGAAUUGAUGCUGAACUGAAAAGAACAAUGGAUACAAAGAUAAUUUGUGGAUCCAGUGGUGUGGAAGCAAAUCUUUGCAUUGUAACCAUCUCAUCACCAUACACAUAUUGCAUACAAUUUAUCUUUGAGAGCCCUAACAAAAAUAAUUGUUGCUGAGCUUGCAGAAAUUUUCGUUAUUGCUUAAUGAUUUAUAUAUUUACAGCAAUGUGCUGAGUAAAAGUGAUGGGUCAUGCAUGCAUAGAUUCCCCCAGGAAUGUUGCCUUUUGUGUAAGUUGCUCUCCUUUGUCAGCACAGCCAUUUACCAGGCAUAUAUUUUCUUGGUGCUACCCUUAAUCUCAUUCUCUUAAUUGCAGUUCUUGGAUAAGGGUUUUUGUUUUUGUUUUUGUUUUAUUUCACUAGAAACUAGACUAGAGGGUGCUACAAAGUAGACUGUGGUUCCCAAGAAAUAAUAUUUUAUACUUUUUAGAUGUGUUGUUACCUUAUUACAUCAUGAAACUGUAAUGUGUUGUACUGUUGGUACCUUCUUGUGGAGGUGUCAGUAUAAGUUUGCAACACUGUGAUCUGCAUUUUGUUCCAAAAGUUCAUUGAAGGUAAUGUUGAUACCACAGCUUGCAAACUGCAGAUGUCUCCCUCUGUUGAAUGGUAAGUGCCAUAAAAAUAGCAUGUUGAUGUGCUUACAAGAUCUGGUUCUUUUCAAUUUUUCUUUUAAGAAAAACAAUAAUUCCUGUGUUCAGACUUCAGACAGCAUGUACACUACAGAUCUGGUGCCAUGUGAUGUUCAUGUGCUUGUGCUUAGGUGCCUUUCUAAACAGAAACCAGGACUCAUCUAGCUUUUACCUUGAGAAAAUGACCUGAUAUUCUAAUGAUGUUGUUCAUAUGUGCAUCUGUUUUCCUCCCUCCAAACCAUUUGUUGAUCUAUUUUGACUUCUGUUGACUGAGCAUAAUACCUACAAAGCAUUUGGAAGUUUUGUCUAUAUUAAGUAAUGUGAAUGGUAUACUCUACUAGAACUUAAAAAGAAAUAGAAAUUGCUGCACCUGUAUCAAUGGGCUGAAAAGCAAGUUGAAUUUCUGGAGAUUGUACAAUGUGCAAUACAGUUUGCUAAAUGUCCUGCACCUACCUACACUGGUUGUUUUAACUUUUUAAACUAAUUAGUGUCCAUUGUGCAUGGUCUUCUCUACGUGUCUACUUAUCUCCUCUUGCUCAUCUGAUCUGCCCGUGCUCACCUGCAAGGUAAAACCUUGAAUACCUAUUUGAAAUUGUGGAUGCCGUUUGUAUUGAAGGCUCUUCAGUUCUUUUCACAGAGCACACCAGAGCUAAGUUGAAAUUGCUUUAGUGAAAGAACAAAGUUUUGAGACCCAUUUAACUCUUUACAGUUUUUUUAUUCAUCCAUCAAAGAUGUUUUUUCGAGUAAACUGUAAAGAGUUGAGAGAAGGGCACUUUCUGACACAAUGUUCCUGUUGCACAGCAGAUUGCUUCAGUCUCACUUGUAUGUUUAGCAUUUGAAGAGAAUUGUCUGAUUAGCUUUGUAAAGUGCCUAUACCCUGUGUUAAUAUAUAGUGUUUAUGGAAGCUUGCCAUGUAAGUGACUGGAUUUAUUGUUUGCAUUAAAGGUCUGCAAUGCUUCCCCUCCAUCCCCGAAGGGAAAGGUUAGCUAUUUGUGAAUAAAAUCAUGUAGGUAAAGAACAGAAGGAUGUGAACUUAAAAGGUUUUUUCCUGGGGGUGGGGGUAGAAUUCUCUCAAACGGUGCAGGAAAAAAACCUUUGGGUUUUUUUUUCUGCCCUAGCCAGAACACAAUUUUCACACACUCCUUUCUCUCUGUCUAUGCAUCCACACAUCAUCAUUAGCAGCCACGUAACUCAAAGCAGUCUUGUUUAACAGGAUGUGUAAACAGGGUUGUUUGAUUUGCUUUUUGUUAAGCUUUAAUUUUGCUGUCACUGAUUACUUCACUUUUUUGUGCAUACAUAAAAUUUGAGCACAGAUGGUAAACAUUUGCCUGUAUAUACGAAUGUACAUAGGGUCAUACCUAUGGCCCCGCCUCAGCCUGUCCUAGUCUUACCUUAUUGGCUGAGUGCUUACCUCCUUGAUAGUAAAAAUCGAAAUCCUUAGAUCUUUUUUUCAGUAUGUUAUGUUUUUAGCAGUUGCUUAUCCCCACGCAUUGUCUGUGAUCUGUUGUGCACUGUAUGUGCUAUAAAGAUGUAACCAACAUCAACUUUAUGCUGAUGGUACAGCUCAUCAUGCAUGUGCUAAAAGAUUGGAGGGAAGGAGUUAAUUUGCAUAUGGUGGGUUCCAUGCAGCAUGAUGCUUUUAAACAAGUGCUUCCGCUGGUGCAUGCACUUCCAUGCAUAUAAAUUAUAAAGAUGCAUUCUUCUCUGGAGAAAAUGGAAAAUGUCCAGUUUCUUGUAUUAGUGCUUGUGGUAGUAGUUGCCCAUGUGAUUCAAACCCAGUGCAUGAUAAAUGCUCCUACAUUUUUGACUGCGUGCAUGUCUGUCAGGAUAAAUUUUUACAUUGCUGCUGGAGCCAUACACCACUUAUUGGGUAUUUGCACAUUGUCUUGCUCUGAAAAGGUUCCUUUGUAAAAUCUUUCUGAAAGCUUAAUUAUCUGACCCUAAGAUGGGAAAUUUAUUUUAUGUGCUGCAGAGAGCACACUUAUUUACGUUUUUAUUUAAGCAUUUAGACUGCUUCAGCCGACAGUCAUCAGGUGGUUGUGAGCAUAAAGUUUAAGUUUGCUGUAUCUCGUCCAUGCAAAAGCAAGUACCAGAAAAGUAGUGCGCAUUGACUGGGCACUGGUCUGGGUGGUGUGUGCUGAUAGGCAGGCAACAUCCAUGAGUGGGAGUAAGCACAGUAUUGGCAUGGUGAGAGAUGAUUAUUGGAGCUAAAAGUUAAAUUGACCAUUCAGUUUGGGUGGCUUGAGGAGGCCCAGCAAUCAUGAGGUGGUGGUGAGAAGGUCAAAGUUCAUGUUUCUCAGCAUGAUCAUGUUGGCAGUGUGUGUAUAGUACUGGAAAAUGCAUUGAUUUUUUUUUUUAUCAUUUGUAAUUUGCAUCAUGAGAGUGAAAAAACAUGGCUUAACGCAUUAUUACCAAUUAAAAAAAAAGGCAAGACAUUU
Molecule: messenger RNA, 10048 nt
Organism: Pomacea canaliculata
Lineage: Eukaryota; Metazoa; Mollusca; Gastropoda; Architaenioglossa; Ampullariidae
Product: cytoskeleton-associated protein 5-like
Exons: 47
Coding region: 172-6213 (2013 amino acids)
Biological process (GO): establishment or maintenance of microtubule cytoskeleton polarity; centrosome duplication; microtubule polymerization
Cellular component (GO): spindle pole; centrosome; microtubule plus-end
Molecular function (GO): microtubule plus-end binding; microtubule plus end polymerase activity
Source: RefSeq, a predicted model, not a curated record